CUAGAACGAUUUCGAUACAUCUCGCCUUCCGCGCUCGAUGCGGUCCUCCUCUUAUGUGAGGGGUCUUUCAAAAAGCUCUUCAUCAAUAUGCCAGUAGAAACCCAAUGGAUAAAAAUGACAAGUCAUGACAACUCGCGCAUUUUACGCCCUUCCUCUCCAGCACUGCCUACGUCAAUCUUGGCUCCUGCAAAUCAGAGUUUGACCUAACUGGAGAUCAGUCACGGGUGUCAAAAAUAGAUGGAUCAUGAUGCUACAAGACUAGAGCCAAGUAGUUUUGCGGUGCUCAAAUAUCUCACGGCAACUGCGUUGUGUUUUGUUGCCUCACUUCCGUCUGGGAUUCCAAGGGAUGGAUUGUACAAGCUGCUGCCAAGAUCGCUGGAAAGAAUGCAGCUCGACUUCGGCUCUAAUGUUGGAAUAUUCUAUUCUGUGAAUAAAGGGGUAAUUGACAAGGUUGGACGGAGACAGUUUGUAAAAGAGAUGGAUCCACACUCUUAUAAAUGGAUUACCGAGCUUGCGGAGCAUAAAUCCGAUCACUUGCAGUUAGUUGCUCCAAGAAGUGGUAUUUUGCGAGGACAACAAUGGACACAGACAGAUAUUCAUAUUCCGAAAAACGGGACCCGCCCUUGCAUGUUGAUUGGGCCUAUUAUGAUACUGAUAUCGACUUAGCCCUUUAUGUUCGUUUGCCUCCAGCAAUCGCGCCAAGUAACCGUUGGACGCAUCCCUGAUCUUGGGAGGGCGCUGGCGAUGGAAGACAGAAUCGAUGGAGAAGUGAAAGAAAAUACCAUGGAAUCUUCCACUACGCGAACUGAGACUUGAAAGUG
This is a messenger RNA of Hyaloscypha bicolor E, 821 nucleotides long. RefSeq lists its product as uncharacterized. The record is from RefSeq and is a predicted model, not a curated record. Bases 238 to 666 code for a protein of 142 amino acids. The transcript is spliced from 2 exons. NCBI's taxonomy places the organism in Eukaryota, Fungi, Ascomycota, Leotiomycetes, Helotiales, Hyaloscyphaceae.